Molecule: messenger RNA, 1065 nt
Organism: Aspergillus alliaceus
Lineage: Eukaryota; Fungi; Ascomycota; Eurotiomycetes; Eurotiales; Aspergillaceae
Product: carbonic anhydrase
Exons: 2
Coding region: 312-947 (211 amino acids)
Biological process (GO): cellular response to carbon dioxide; carbon utilization; cellular response to oxidative stress
Cellular component (GO): cytoplasm
Molecular function (GO): carbonate dehydratase activity; zinc ion binding
Source: RefSeq, a predicted model, not a curated record
UAAAUAGAUGAAGUGAUACGAAAUCACUCGGUUGCAGUCAGGCAACGUAAAUACAAUGCAUCGAUAGGGGUGAGAUAAUGGGCGUUGGAUCUGCCCACGGUUGUGCCGUAUUUCCCGAUCUGUGCCGCUCACCGGGCGUUUAUAAAGUCGCAUGUAUUUUGCGUCCGCUGCCAAGAUAGAACAGCGUUCUUCCCCAACAAAGACUCUUCUUCUUCUUUAACCGGAGUCCGUCCUCUGUUUCGGUUUUUAAACCCCCUCUUGCUUCGACGUUCGUUGUAAACCGUGAGCAAAUCUUGUCGCCUUAAACCACCAUGCCAGACCGAUUCACCUCUGCGCUGCAGCAAAAUAAGGAAUGGGCUGCAAAAACCGCCCAGGAACACCCAGAGCUGUUCCCCACGCUUGCCAAUGGUCAGCACCCCGAAAUUCUCUGGAUCGGCUGCUCUGAUUCUCGAUGCCCUGAGACUGUCGUUCUCGGGUUAAAGCCCGGUGACGUCUUCGUUCAUCGUAAUAUCGCCAACAUCUUGCACGCUGGCGACCUUAGCUCGGGCGCAGUCAUCGAAUAUGCCGUCCGUCAUCUGCGAGUCAACCACAUCGUUCUCUCCGGCCACACCAAGUGCGGUGGUAUUGCCGCUGCGCUGGGCAACAAACAACUCGGUAUCUUGGACCCCUGGCUGCUGCCUCUGCGCCAAAUCCGGGAGCAGAACCUUGCGCUGCUGCAAACGCUGACACCCGAGGAUGCGACCGUGAAGAUGGCGGAAUUGAACGUCCGCGAAGGUGUCAAGCUUUUGAAGUCGAAGAGCGUCGUGCUCGAGGCGAUGCAAGAGCGAGGACUUCAGGUACACGGUCUCAUCUAUGACGUUGCCUGUGGUGUCCUCCGGGAUAUUGACACCAAGGACUCGGAGGAAGAGAUCAAGAGGCGGCUGGUAGCUUUCAAGACCGAGGCUUAGAGGGAAGGUCUCGGAUCGGCAUCUCUCCCAUCAUUGCUUUGGAUAGUUUUUGGGUUGUUCGUUUCAGCGAUUGUCCGGUGUAUUUGUGUUUUCUUUUCGGAGGGUAUUCCUGUGACUG